GGGAACACAAAAAAUGUAACAGCCGGUGAAGUUGAGGAGCUGUUUAUUUUGACUGGUGAACACAUUAAAGCGUGUGAAAUGGAGCUGCAGGAAAAGAUACCGGUGCCUGUAUUUACAGAAGUAGACAGGGACGUUUUUCUGCGAGAGAUCUGUCCUGAGCGCAGACCAGCCGUGCUGAGAGGCGUGAGUCUCGGACCGUGCCUGGAGAAGUGGACGGUGGAAUAUCUGGCACAGAGAGGAGGAGACAAGGAAGUGAAGAUCCAUGUGUCCACAGUACCACAGAUGGACUUCCUUCACAAAAACUUUGUAUACAGGACUCUGCCUUUCAACGAAUUUGUGAAAAGGGCAUCUGAGAAAAAACACUCUGACUUUUUCCUGUGUGAGGAUGAGAGCUAUUACCUUCGAUCACUGGGAGAGGACGUCCGGAAGGAACCUGCUGAUCUGAACAAACAGUUCCCAGACUUGGCGGAGGAUUUUCACAUCCCACACUUCUUUGAACCUGAUCAGUUUUUCUCCAGUGUCUUCCGGAUCAGCUCCUGUGGUCUGCAGCUGUGGACACACUACGAUGUGAUGGAUAACCUGCUGGCUCAGGUGACGGGGGUGAAGAGAGUGGUCCUGUACAGCCCCCAGGAUGCAUUGCACCUCUACCUGUCAGGUGAUAAAUCAGAGGUUCUGGACAUUGAUGCCCCAGAUCUGAAACAGUUCCCGGACUUUGUGAAGGCAAAGCGGUACGAGUGUGUUCUGGAGCCCGGAGAUCUGCUGUUUAUCCCUGCGCUGUGGUUCCAUAACACCACUGCUCUGCUGUUUGGUGUGGGUGUUAACGUGUUCUGGCGCCACCUACCUGCUGACAGCUAUGACAAAAAGGACCCUUACGGUAACAAAGACCCAGUGGCUGCAACUCGAGCCCUUCAGGCACUGGAGAGGGCACUGCACACUCUGGAUGAACUUCCGGCAGAUUAUCGGGACUUUUACGGGCGGCGUAUGAUUCAUCUCAUCCAAAAGCGGACAUUCUGUGACAGUACACAGGAGGAGUCUGACAGUACAUUACCCAGCAGGCAAUUCACCAAACCUGGAUGAGUCUGCAGAGGAACCAAAUAAAAUAUUUAAGAAGAGUGUGUCAUGUUUUGUAUUGUAUUGUUAAUGUGACUUUCUGACUGAUCUUAUAGUUGAGGAAAAUGUCCAGCCCAGUUUGCUGCUGAG
Toxotes jaculatrix (banded archerfish) is the source of this 1200-nucleotide messenger RNA. RefSeq names its product tRNA-yW synthesizing protein 5 (gene tyw5). The record is from RefSeq and is a predicted model, not a curated record. Gene Ontology annotation, molecular function: 2-oxoglutarate-dependent dioxygenase activity; tRNA binding. Lineage: Eukaryota; Metazoa; Chordata; Actinopteri; Toxotidae. The coding region runs from base 79 to 1077 and encodes 332 amino acids. The transcript has 8 exons. Gene Ontology annotation, biological process: wybutosine biosynthetic process.